CCCAUUGUCACUAGCUAUUAAAGCCAUCUCAUCCUUCCACCCCCUGCGUAGUUGCACUAUUCCAUUCCUCCUCUCUCCGUACUCCCUUAGCUUUCCUGCUCCCUCCUUCAAUGCGGUCGCAGUCCAAGCCCCCUCCCUAACGCGUAGCUCAACACGUCGCGCUUCCCUGAUGCCACUCCACGUCCACCACCUCCUGCUCCUCCUGCUCCUCUCCACCUCACUUCCCGCCUCUGUCACCUCCUCGUCCCCUCCUUGCGCCGGCCGCGACGACGCGGCCAUCAUCGCCGCCGCGUUCCGGUACGUGCGCAACUUCCGGGCAUCGAGCGUCCCGGCAUGCCAGCCGGUCCGGGAGUUGCGCCUGCCGUCGCGGAACCUCACGGGCGCCGUGUCGUGGGUGGCCCUCGCCAACCUGUCCGCGCUCGCCGCGCUCGACCUCUCCGGGAACGCGCUCCAGGGCGCCAUCCCGGGUGGGUUCUGGCGCGCGCCGUCGCUGCGCGCCGUGGACAUCUCCCACAACCAGCUCGGCGGCGCGCUCCGGGUGGAGCGGAACCCGCGGCUCGAGUCUCUCAACGUGUCCGGCAACCGUUUCACUGGCGUCGCGGGUGUGGAAGGGCUCAUGGGGCUUGCCACGCUCGAUGUGUCGGCGAACAGGAUCCGGGCGGUGCCGCAGGGGCUGCGGCGGCUGACGCGAGUGAGACGGCUCGACCUCUCUGGGAACGCGAUGCAGGGGAGUUUCCCCGGCGACUUGCCGCCGCUCGGUGGGGUGCGCUUCUUGAACGUCUCGUACAACAAGUUCUCCGGCGUGGUGGACGGCAGUACUGUCAAGAAAUUCGACCGCUCAGCGUUCGUGCACGCCGGGAAUGCGUCGCUGGUGUUCUUGGAGGGCUCGACAGCGCCGCGGCGGCGGCCAUCGCAACCUUCUCAUGGAAAAAUUAGAAAGAAGGAUUCAGGGAGUUCGGAAAGGAAAACGACGUGGAGGAGCAAGAGGAGGAAGCAUUUGAGCGUUGUGGCGGUGGCGGUGAUGUGCGGGGUGGUGUCCCUGGCCAUGCUGCUCUGCUUGGUCGGAUGCGUGGCAUGCGGUAGGUGCAGGAAGAAUGGAGGAAAGGGCGACGAGGAGAAGAAGCCGCAAUGGGGUGAGAAGAGCGACGAGGAGGAGGUUGUGGUGAUCGCGGCGGCUAAGGGUGCCUCGGCGGCGCCGGUGGUGCUGUUCGAGCGUCCGCUGAUGGAGCUCACGCUGGCUGACCUGGCCGCGGCCACGUCUGGGUUUGGGCGCGAGUCGCAGCUCGCGGAGCGCGGCGGCCGCAGCGGCGCCGCGUACCGCGCCGUGCUCCCAGGGGACUUGCAUGUCGUCGUGCGCGUCGCGGAGUGUCCCAUGGCCGGGCUCGGCGAGGACGACAACCCAGCGGCCGCCGCCACUGCGUUCCGGGAUCUCGCGCGGCUCCGGCACCCAAACAUUCUUCCGCUACUUGGCUACUGCAUUGCAGGCAAGGAGAAGCUCCUACUGUACGAAUAUAUGGAGAAAGGCGAUCUCCACCGGUGGCUACAUGAGCUGCCAGCGGGGCGGCCCGACAUGGAUGACACCGGCAGCGGUGACAUCUGGGAGGUGGCGGAGAACAAGCGGUCCAUAUCGGACUGGCCGACCCGGCACCGUAUUGCGCUAGGGAUCGCCCGGGGGCUCGCAUUCCUGCACCAGGGGUGGGCUGGGUCGGGGCGGGCUGUCGUCCACGGCCACCUGGUCCCGACCAACAUCCUCCUCGGCGACGAGUUGGAGCCUCGAAUAUCCGACUUCGGGCACCCCAGCGGCGAGUCAACCCCUGAGGGCGACGUGUACAGCUUUGGCGUCCUGGUGCUGGAGCUCGUGACUGGACAGGCCAGGUGGGACGAGCCAUCGGUGAGCUGGGCGCGGGGGAUCAUCCGUGACGGGAAGGGGCUGGACAUUGUGGAUCCAAGAAUACGCGACGAGGCGGCAGCCGGGCUGGAGAUGGAGCGGGAGAUGGUGGAGUGCCUGAGGGUGGGGUACCUCUGCACGGCGCACUCGCCGGACAAGAGGCCGACGAUGCAGCAGGUAGUGGGGGUGCUCAAGGACAUCCGGGCUGCACCUGCCACGGCCAGCCAGACAGCGUGAAGUGUGAGCCACGGUCGGUCGGAGUCGGCCACAUGCGCCGUGUCCGUUGCCAGCCAAGUGGGGCCCGCCCUCGGAUUGAGGAGACGAUGCUAAUCGUCGCAAGCAGCCUUUUCUGAUGAUGCGUAGACCUCGUAGUGUGUACGAUGUGAAUGUAAUAGUUUUCCUCUCCGGUAACAGUUGGGUUCAGAAACCUUUUUUGACAUGUUGCUUGGGGCCUUUAGUUAUUAAAUCGCAAGCUGCUGAGUGGCUGCACUGCAGCUCAGCUAGCUGCUGCAUAGAACGUGUACAGAAAUGAGUACCCACCAUUCGCUGCUGUACGAAGCACACAGGACCAACCGAUUUGGGCUUUAGCCACCA
Molecule: messenger RNA, 2482 nt
Organism: Phragmites australis (common reed)
Lineage: Eukaryota; Viridiplantae; Streptophyta; Magnoliopsida; Poales; Poaceae
Product: calmodulin-binding receptor kinase CaMRLK-like
Exons: 2
Coding region: 170-2125 (651 amino acids)
Biological process (GO): protein phosphorylation
Molecular function (GO): protein binding; protein kinase activity; ATP binding
Source: RefSeq, a predicted model, not a curated record